GUUGGUGGCACGGGGGCCAUGGCGCCAAAAGCUGUGAAUCAAGAAAGUGAGCUGGACUGCAGCUUGGUCCUCGGAGCAUGGUCUGAAUGGCGGUCGAUGUUGCGACUGGACGAGCAGUGAGCGCAUCAACGAGGCUGCUUCUGCAGGUUUAUGCUCAUCACAACAGCCCUGCGAAGUAGAUCUAGACACAGGAGUGUAAGGGGACAGGACCAAGGGUCAUUUAAAGGAGGAGCUGGCGGCAAGCUCUCAUGCACAUGGCUUGCAGCAAUAUUUAGACGCGAAUCACAAUUGGGGGUCUGUUCUGUACUUGCCUCAUGAAGGCGUGAUUUGCUCACCAAGUGAGCGGGUUUUGCCUGAUUGUGUGCUUUACUUGCGAUGGUUCAGUGGUACAGGCUGUGAUAGCACAGUGGUACAGGCUGUUGUAGCUUGAUGUCAGGGGCACACUUGAAAAGACGCCAUUCAUCUGAGCAGCAACCAUUUGUACACAGCCUGUAAUUGAAUCAGUGCAUGCACUGGGGAGCUUCGGCAUCAGAAAGCACGGUUCCUUAAGCACUUUCAUAGAGGGUCCUAAAAGGAUUCAAAAUACCUAUAAUUGAAAGUCAUCAGCUCAAGCACUGGAGCCCUCUUGGGGAGGAAAUGCAGAUCAGGCUAGACUAUGAGCCGCAAUGACAGAUCAACUCCUGGAAACAAUCUAGAAAAAUGGUUGAGGCUAAGGCUGCUGAAUUCAGUUGUUCACGCAGAACUUGAAUAGAACCUAGAUCUCGGGGCUUCUAAAGACAAUGAUUGGACAAGACUACUGGAGGGUUUUGCAGGCUCGCUAGAGCGCUUCUGUCAGAUGAGGCAUUGAUGACCGAGCGCAUUUCCCCAAGACCCAGUGCGGAAGCACGAGUGCCGGCCCCUGCUGCCAGCAUGCCCCCUUCCUCUCCCCUUCAGGGGAUGCCUCCCAUGCAGCAAUCGAUCCCCCUGGGAGACAUGACAGAACUCAGUGGGCCCCUGUCUUCAAUCUGCCUCCCCUCAAUUGCUACAGCAACGUCUCCCCUAGACUACAUUGACGGGCUUCCAUCUGACAAGAAGGAAGGAGAAGAGGUGCUCCAAUAUGAGCAGCAGGGAUCGGGGAACGCUGGCAAGUCUGAAACCGCCGAUUCUAAUCUUCGAGGGGGGGUGGAAGUGAAGCUGGGGCAGAGUGGCAUGCCAGAGGGGGAUAAGCUGGCGGAGUUAGACUUCCUUCGGCAGAGCAUUGAGAGUUACAGGGGCCCACAUGGGGAGCGCUUGCAGCUCGUCCCAAUCGCGUCUGGUGACGGCGCAAGUGUUACUUUGGGGAUCAAUGUCACUGGGGAGGAAGCAGAGCCGGCAGCCGCAGAAGCCGCUCCGGGACCGAGCCUCAGCCUCUCACCUCCCGCUCCGGGUGUCCCUUCUGCCGCUGGGGCGUUUGGCUUGGAUGCAGAGACAAGUGAAGGGUUCCAGGGUUUGGAGGUUCCGAGCAUGGUCCCGGUAGAAGCUACCGGGGGUUUAGCGUCGGGCACCGGCGGUGCCAGCUUUUCCGAGGCGUAUGAUGUGAACAGCGGAGUGCUCGCUGGGGCAGAUAUCAGUGGUCCUGAUGUACUGGGGGGGAGCUUCAGCCCUGGGGGAUUGGCACCACCCACCCAUCAGGAGUCGACUGCUGCUGUGGUUGAAGACUGCGGUGUCCAGAAGCCCGGGGUGGUGCUGGAAAACCCCCCUCGGCGGCGCAGGAGCGGCGGGUUUGCCCGGAAGCGCAGCAGGUUUGGGGAAGGGACCAAGGGGGCACGUCCGGUGUUGGGGAGUAUGGGUGCGCCGUUUGGGAGCCGCGAACUGAUUGGUGAAAAUGAGAACCAGGUGGUGGUUGAUUCUGGCGGGGUCAGUGGUCAGCAGGGGGGCCUGGGCCAGUUCAUAACCCCUGGUCAAGUGCAGGGUGUCAACGAAACCAAGGCAGGGGAGGCAACAGAAGGAGCGCUUGGGGAAUCUGGGGUGCAGGCCGCAGCGGUCGAUGAAGAGAACAAGUCGUUGAUGCAUGGGAUGGAGGCGGCGUUUGGAUCCACGGAGAGUUUGCCGAGCGCAUUUGAGAGAGUGCUUCAGAACCAAGCUCUGUCCGAGGCUCAAGAUGAGCAGGGCCAACCAUACCCCCCGCUGGAACGAACUAGUUCUGGGGGUCCCGUCCUGGGGGGCCCAGCAGGCAGCAUUGCCCCCCUGGGAUGGGCCGCCAGCAUUUGGCGCACCCCCUCCCCCAUCCCCUGGCCCUUUAACCUCCCCCCCACCGCGUCUCCUCCCGUUUCCCCCUCUAGUCCCCGCUCUUUCGACUCUGGUUUCGGCCACCUGGGCUUUCUCUCUGGCCCGCACCCCAGUUUCCAAGACCUGAUGCGCCAGAACAGUCUAGAGAAUGAGGUCCUCUCACCAAUCUGGCGACCGGGAAGCGCUCUCCAGGCGACUUUGAGUGGGGGUUUUGAGAGCGGUUUUACGUCGGGUCAGGGUCUAACUCGGCAGAGCAGCUUGGAAGAAGGCACGGUCUCCCCCAGUUGGCGGCCCGGGUCUGCUUUUCAGCCCGUCUUCCCGAGCGGUCAGGUGCCCGGUUACGCUAACCUCCAGGUUCCGUCAGAGGAACCUGACAGCAAGAAGAAGGUGACGCAGGUGCCCGGUUACUAUCCUGGGUUACCCCUAACUCAGGAGAGUCCAGAGGGGUCCCCACGUGGAAGGUUGGCAGCCGGAUCGGGGGCUGGGUCAGCACCCAACCCGGGGCAGGUCAUUGCUCGCCCUAAGGCGAUAACUCCCCAGGUCCCGUUCACGUUAGAACGGGUUCUGGCGGCUCAACAGCACUCGAGGGUGUCUGAAGAGGUGGGGGCACCCCAGGGUUUCGACAUGUGGGAAGCUGGAAAGAAGAGCGGUGAAGAGAGUGGGAGGAGGGAGGGGCAAAGGAGUGGCGGCCAAGAUGAGACAGGGAGCGAUCUUUUGAGGGGAGGGAAAAAACGGAACCCAGAACGGAGUGGAAGCGUGGACUGGAGCCGGUUUGAGGGAAGCCUGGAGAACAUCCGGUCUAGCCCCUCCGGGUUUGAGGCCACCAGCACGAACCCGCUGGUGUUACCUACUGAGGCUUGGCCGGGCAAACAGUAUAUGGGGAGCGGGUUUUACAACGCCAACCCCGGUUACGGCCCUUCUUAUCUGGUCGACGGUUACCCCGACGCGGCCAGUCUGCAACAGGCUGCAUACGAGGAAGAGCAGCGCCGUGUCAUACAGCAGAACUGGCCGCACUCGCCACCGCAGGGCCACGUGGUCGGAACACGUGGCGGCCAGGGUGCGGUCCCCGCCUUAACCCUUCCCCAGAGUCUUGAUACGGUUGCUGUCGGGGCCACCCCAGGUGCGUCGCCCCCUUUCGGUGCACCUGCUGACAUCACCAGCCCCGCAGCCAACAGCAACUUGCCAGCUGUCCCAACAGAGACCCAUUUCGCUGGGGGCCAGCCGUUCUUCCCCGGACCUCCUGUGAGGAGUGUGAAAAGCCUCCCGGUCAGUCGAGGUCGGAAGCGGAAACUGGGCAGCACGGCCUCGGACUCGUCGGCUGAGAUGCGGAAAGCAAGCAGCCAGCCCGCACUUUCUGGGAGCUCUCCCUCCAGUGGGGAUACAAUCAGUCAGGACGCCACCCCACCACCGCCCCCCCCGCAGCGACCGAAACCAAUUGCACCGAAAAUUGAGGCCCGGGGAUCCCCAUUCUAUCCCGCCGGACCUGCGUUGUUUCAGACCGCUAAACCCCAGCAGGGGUUUCCAAGUCCUCUGCUGAGGGUGCGCCUGAUGGACUUGGUCCUGAGAGACGGGUCCGAGUCCGAGUCACACGAAUUUGCGGUCCGGAACUUGGCGGCUUCUCUGCAAAACGCAAACGCCGCCGUUUUGCAGCUGAGUGCCGAGGACGCAAAGCUGGUUAGGGACGGGUUAAUGGCGCAAAGGCUGUUCUUUGAGGGGAGGAGGCCCGGCGAGUUGAGCAGGGUUAGGGAGGGGUCAACGGAGGGUUACGAUGUGGGCGGUUUUGUGCGGCGAGGGAGGGGCGUGACAUUCCUACACAGGGCCGGAAGGCCGUACCAGGACUCUCAGCCACCCCUUCUGCCCGACCUGUACCGUCUCCUCGGAGAAGUCUCCCGGACCGUUCUCGCUGCCACUGCGCGCCACGUGGGCCUCCGUGCGGACGCCUUUUCGGAUCUUCUGGACGACGUCCCUCUGCCACGUGGCACGACGGGGUCGAGCGUCCUUGCAAGCGAGCGGCCCGGCCCCGGGGGACCCCCCGAGGGGCCUCCCGAGAAGCAGGACGGGGAGGUGCGGAUGGGCCGGGGCUUUUUCACAUUGGUGGCGGCAGACAGCCCGGGCCUUCAGGUUUCGGACGCCCAAGGCUUUUGGUACUUGGCAGACCAGCAACUCUCUCCGGGCGACAUCCUCGUUCUCCCAGGCCAAGCCCUCCACGUCAUCACCGCCGGCGCUCUAAACCCUGCUCUGCACUGCAUCAACCCGGCCCCGAACCCCGCGUCAAACUCCGGGUUAACGCCCCAAACCGUCAAUUCUGGGGCGCGAACUCAGGUUACGUUCCACCUGAACCCGCGUCCAGACGCGCAGCUCUCGGCGGCGAAGCUCCACGCCAGCGGGCGUGCGGUUGCGCCGGCGUUUCUGCAGCCCGUGAUUGCGAGGGAGUUUAUGGAGCGGGCCGUCGGGACAAUGGCGGACCGGUCGCAGGGAGCCGAGGCUUCUCCCCUCCCGGAGCCCACCCUGCGUUACACUCUGUCCGACCCUCUGAGCGGCGCUCCAAUGAUCGACUCCCUCCUCGCGCGCUGCGGUCACUCGUUUGGCGCGGCCAGCAUGCUGCGGGUGGCAGAGAGUGGGUCGUGUCCCCUCUGCGGAAAGGAAGUAAACAUGGCGACUUUGGUGCCCAACCCAGCGCUUCGAAACGCCGCAUCGUUCCUUGAGACUUCCGUCGCCCACCCCCCUUUCCCCCGCUUUCCAAUCGACAACCCGCUCCCCCCUCCGACCGGGCUCUUCUGGGACCAAUUACGUCAGCGGCAAAUGGUCCCUCAGCGCCGGCCCGUCCAGCCGGCGCCGCACCCGCCAGGGUUUGGGGGUUUAGGUCCUAACCCCGCCGCUGAAAACCCGCUCAACAACCCAGGGUUCGGGGCGUUGGCUCCAACGGCGCUAACGCCGUUCAAGCGCAAACUGGAGCCGCAGACCGGGGACAGGCUUUACGGCUGGCCGCCAGGGUUUCAGGGUUUAGGCGACCCGCGGCUCGUGAAGCGGCGGCCGGAAGGCGCGGCCGCGAGCGGGCAGCCCGAGAAGCCUCGGGGGGUGCAGUACCCGUACAAAGUGCGCGAGCAUGUGGUAAUCAAGGGCAACAAACGGACGCCGGCCCACGUUGUCGGGAAACGCGCCAUCAUCACGGAGCAGUGCCUGAACGGCUGGUACAUGGUACGUACCUUGGACCACGGAGAGACCCUCCGACUGCAGUACCGGUCACUUGAACGCCUAACCAAUAAGCCGGACCAGCGUCCGGUGGGCGCUCCGAAAAACACGGUAGACAUUCCGGGGUCCUCGCUCAGCAACCCCGUGUCCAUAGAUAUGCAAACGCAAGCCAUGCAAAGUCAGACUAGCGGCGUACAUAAGUCAACAGAGAAUAAGGCGGUGGCCAUAGCAGCCCGGAGCCAGCAACUGGUCAUGAUGGCGCUCAACCGGCGGACCUCGGAGGCGCCAAAAGCGCAGACGGAAAAGGUGCAAAUGCCAGGGAAUAAGCCGCCCAAACAGACAGCAGAUGCACGCCCUCAAAUAAAGCCUGCCGCACCGGCUCCGAGCGCUGAUCAAACCGGAGGCCCGGCGAGCAAAGCACAUGUAGAGGUUGAUAAGCAGAAAAGGUAGCCGGCAGAGGAAAUCUCUGUGCGGGGCUGAGGAUGUCAUACAGAUUCUCAGCGAUUGUAAAUGGGCUGUACCCCUCCAGAACGAUAAAGGACUGGCAGUGUUAACACAAAGAUCAUAGGAUUUUGAAUACAGGUGAAUAGUGCGCCAAUGAAACGAUGUGCAUAUGAUAAGCAAGAAACAUAGACACUGCAUCUAGGGACAGGUAGGAGGCCGCCGAUUGAAAGAUGUUUUUGAGGAGGCGUCACAAAUCUGGAGUGCACUUCCGUGUCGCGCACCUGGCAUAAAUUAGUCUUGCAUGAUGACUGUGAGACUCCCCGGAG
Messenger RNA from Klebsormidium nitens, 6209 nucleotides. The record is from the annotation of a GenBank genome assembly. Lineage: Eukaryota; Viridiplantae; Streptophyta; Klebsormidiophyceae; Klebsormidiales; Klebsormidiaceae.